Messenger RNA from Fundulus heteroclitus (mummichog), 1980 nucleotides. RefSeq names its product VPS33B interacting protein, apical-basolateral polarity regulator, spe-39 homolog (gene vipas39). Bases 72 to 1544 code for a protein of 490 amino acids. The transcript has 19 exons. Gene Ontology annotation, cellular component: cytoplasm. Gene Ontology annotation, biological process: intracellular protein transport; vacuolar transport. Lineage: Eukaryota; Metazoa; Chordata; Actinopteri; Cyprinodontiformes; Fundulidae. The record is from RefSeq and is a predicted model, not a curated record.
AGAAGCCCCCGCGCACCCGGAAGCUGUGACGUUGCAUUCCGGGAGGAAGACGGAGAGGAGAGGUGAACAAGAUGAUGAAGAGUAAAGCAGACGAGGAAGACUACUGGAACAGCUCCAAGUGCAAUGCCUUCACCUUCGACGACACCGAUGAUGAGUUCAGCAGGCUGAAGGAGUCCAAGAAGGCGGUGAGCAGCAUCGGGACGCUGAUGGGAGAAGAUGGCGAGGACGACUGGGAGAAGUUCAGCUGGAGCGGCGAGCCGGUCGGCAGUAUAUCGUGGUCUGUCAAAGAGAUGGCGGCGUCCAAUCAGAAGACGGACAGGGAGCCCGCCUUCCCCAAGAUCUCCACGGAGACGCCGCCGCUCAACAAAAGCCAGUCGGGCCUUUCUCUGAGCUCUCUGUUCAAAGGGAAAGGCAAAGGAGGAAACCUGCAGAGCUUCAGCGACAUUCUCGGCGACUCGUCCCUCCGCCUCUACACCCCCGAGCUGCGAAAGCCCAAAUCAGAGUACAAGGAUCUGGUUGGUGAUUGGUCGGCGGAGGAGACGGUUCAGAGGCUGCAGCAAGGAAAGGGCGUGUCUCUGGAGAAGUUUCGCUCGCUGCAGGACAAACUGCUGCUGCUGGAUCUGGCCGUCGCCGCUCACGACGGGAACGCUAUCACUGCCGUUCUGAUCUAUCUGAAGAGGACUCUCUGCAAAGAGGUUUUAUUCCGGGAGCUGGAGUCCAGAACGACGGCCCUGAGACACUUCAUCCACUACCUGACUGAGACCAGGGAGCAGAGGCUGCUGCUGGAGCUGCUCAGAGCUCUGGGCCGGACCGAGGACGCUGCGCUGCUUCAGUAUAAGGAAUACAAGAGCAUCACAGAUGAAAACAAGAGGCGGGACUUCCUGAAGAGCUGUCUGAGCCUCCCGUUUGCUGCUGAGGACGCGGCUCACGUUCUGGAUCACUACACUCUGCUGGAGAGGCAGAUCAUCAUCGAGGCAGCAGACCGGAAGGCUGAACGUGAAGGAAAGGUGGAAAUCUUCCAGAAGUUUCCCAGAAAAGCCUCCAUCCUCAACAUGCCGCUGAUCACGACUCUGUAUUACUGCUGCUUCUACCACUACACCGAGCCGGAGGGAACCUUCAGCAGUCCGGUGAACGUCCGUCAGACAUUCAAGAUCUCAGAGAAGCAGUACUUUACGACGGCGCUGGCGGCGCGGGCCAAGCUGAAGGCCUGGCUGGACGUGGACGCUCUGUUCAACAGCAGGAACUGGCUGGGCUUCACCAAGAAGAAAUCACCGCUGAGCUUCCAGCGGGUCGUCGACAUCCUGCAGAAAAACUCCGCCCCUACACAUGUGCUGCAGGACUACGUCGGCCUGGUCAGCGACGCGGAGCUGAGGAUCAGUUUGGCUCAGAAGCACAAAUGUCACGACAUCGUCAUCAACACGUACCGGGACAUGAAGGACCGGCAGCUGUUGGCACAAUAUCGGAAGAAGGUGGAGCAGGGUUCACCGGAGGAGAGGAAGAUCGACGAGCUGCUCAAUAACUCGCAAAUCCGAUGGAAAAACUGAUGGCGGCUUGCAGCUUCAGACUUUUAUUGUGAAAUUGAGGUGCCAGCUUUCUGUCUGAGACGGCAAACCCAUCGCCGUGACAACAGGCAUGACCAAUCGGCUCACGCCGGCUCCAGUUUUGGUGAUGGCCUGAGAAGGAUCACUGGCACUGAGCAGAAAGUGGGCGGAGCCAGCUUUCCUGUUGAAAGAACUUUCUAUAAUAUGUUAAUAUAAAAGGUAAAAACUGUAAAAAUGAUGAAGGAGAGAGGAGGAGGAGGUGUUUGUGGACGUCAGAGCUGAUAAUGUCCCAGUGAAGCUGUCCCCAGAGUGUCCAUAGCGCCUGUUAGGACCUCAGGCCAGUACAGGUCCCAGGUGUGAGUCCAUGUUUACAUUUACCAAUGUGUUUAUGAGCAUCUGUGAGGAAUAAAACUGUGAUAAAAGCACGAAAUGAGAAAAA